Molecule: messenger RNA, 1417 nt
Organism: Anopheles cruzii
Lineage: Eukaryota; Metazoa; Arthropoda; Insecta; Diptera; Culicidae
Gene: Trmt6
Product: tRNA (adenine(58)-N(1))-methyltransferase non-catalytic subunit TRM6
Exons: 2
Coding region: 86-1417 (443 amino acids)
Biological process (GO): tRNA methylation
Cellular component (GO): nucleus; tRNA (m1A) methyltransferase complex
Source: RefSeq, a predicted model, not a curated record
GGAAAUGUUCUAGGAAGCUUUGUUGGUAGGCAUAUCAAUAAAUUCUGUGUCCGCAUAUCCGAAAACCGCAGACGACGUCCUCAUCAUGACCGAAAUGAUAAAAGUCGGUGACUAUGUGAUAGUCCAGCGUCAAAAGUAUACAAAGCUGCUAAAGUUCGGCAACCUCAAUACGAUCGUGAACCUGGGUAAAGAUCAGAUCGAGCUACGGCUAGCAGAAAAUCAGCCUUACAAUACGACGUUCCAUUUGGUACCGAAGCAGGAACGUGGUAAGCGUCUUUACACUCUGGACCCACUUUCGACGCCGUCUGAAAUACGCAACCUGAAGGAGUUGUUGAUCAAGGAAAGUGGAAGCGAUAAUCGGAACAUCGUUGAUGAUCGGCAGUCACAGACAUUGUCGACGGACGAAAUUUUAAAGCUACGCGAAGAGUGCGAAUCUUCGUCGGAGGUGAUCGGAAAGCUAGUGGAAAAUUCGAAAAGUUUCGCCACGAAAACAGAGUACUCACAGGAAAAAUAUCUCAAGCGAAAAGAAAAAAAGUAUUUCGAAUACGUAACGUUGCGCCGACCUUCGAUUCGGCUGCUGGCCGAUGUCUAUUGGCGGCUGGAUCCCGAGAAAGUGCUUGGUGUACGUUUUGAUACGCUGUCGCAAAUUGUUUCGUACAGUGGUGUGUGCAGUGUUGGCAAUUAUCUACUGUACGAAUCGGGAACCAAUGGCUUACUACCAGCCGCUCUUUUGAACUCGAUCGGCACAGCAAGUACUGCGAAACUGGUCCAUUGUCAUCCGGGCAAUGUAGCCCAAAAGCAAGCACUGUUGGCGAUGGAUUUCCCUGCCGACCAGCAGAAGCGCUGCGUUUCGGUGAACAUCUACUCCGUUUUGCGGAAUUACUAUCAGGACGACGAUACCGUGCUAAAAGCUGGAAAUGGAAAUGUCGAAUCGCAGGAGAAAAAUGAUAAUGAAACCGUUAGCAACGUAGCGGAGCCUGUCGAAAAUUCUGAGACCGACAACGGUACCGCCAAGCGCAAAUUGGUGGAAACUAACGAAGGAUUCGAACCGGAAGCAAAGCAACUGAAGUUGGAAGAAAAGCAAAAGCAGUCGUGGGAAGUUGAAAAUGAAGCGGCUGCUGAAAUCAUGAAGGAAAAGUUUGAUUCCCUCGUAAUUGUCGCGAAGGAACAUCCGUACAGUAUUUUAAAGGCACUGCUACCGUUCGUAAAGGCCAGUCGGCCCAUCGUGAUCUUCAGUACGUCGAGAGAGAUCCUCACAGAGUGCUACGUGGAGAUGAAAGCGGAAGCUGCCGUCACGUAUCUGCGCAUUACGUCCAAUUGGCUGAGACAGUAUCAGAUACUACCAAAUCGUACCCAUCCAGAUGUCACAAUGUCCGGGUGCGGCGGAUACCUCCUGACGGGGUAUACGAUUGGAUAG